Messenger RNA from Leguminivora glycinivorella, 3187 nucleotides. Its product is annotated as serologically defined colon cancer antigen 8 homolog. The transcript is spliced from 16 exons. Lineage: Eukaryota; Metazoa; Arthropoda; Insecta; Lepidoptera; Tortricidae. Gene Ontology annotation, cellular component: centriole; centrosome. Gene Ontology annotation, biological process: establishment of cell polarity; tube formation; centrosome cycle. The coding region runs from base 17 to 2650 and encodes 877 amino acids. The record is from RefSeq and is a predicted model, not a curated record.
AAAGGUGUGUUUUGCCAUGGGUUCGACGAGUUAUCUCACGAAGCCGAAGAUGAGUGGAUAUAGAACGAAAAGCGGGUCCAGUGUUGGGUCCGAUAAGGAGAUUAACGGAAAACUGCGACGGACUAAAGUCAGGAGGCCGAAAAUGGACUAUGGAUUGAAGAGAGUGCCAGAUUAUACUGAGCUGGCCUAUAAGGAGGCUGUGUCGAAGCUCAGAUAUUUCUUAUCUGGGAACUAUGCCCCUAGUAUCCGCAGCUACGGCGGUUCGGCCUCCAUUAAGAACUUGGACGAGUCCGAUGGAGACCUAGACAAGAAAUAUUUGCUAGAGAAACCCCGUCCACGUCUCACGGCUAAAUAUGCGUCGCUGUAUGCUGAUAGUCUGAACUAUACGCCGCUCACAGGAAAAUCAAUUCCGAUGCCUCCAGCAACAGCUCCGGCAGACCUAACCGGUGGGACCAACCCGGACGUUGUCAACUUCAUCCAGAAGCAAGAAGAGUACAUCGAGCAGCUGGAGCGAGAGAGCCAAUACUGCAGGGAUGAGCUGAACAACCUUCUCGGUAAGGUGAAAGAAGUGAUAUCGGAAAACGAGCAUCUUCACGAAGCUCAGAAGAACAAGCUGAUUUCCCGAAUGUUUACUACUCAUGGAUCUGAGACUGAUGAUUUGGACGAUGUUGGAGAUAGUACUGGCUUGGAUAGUGAUCAUAAGGCCACGAUAACCAAGACACGCAAGCCGAAGACUCGAGCCACGAGACUCGAAGGACCUAAUAUAGUCUUCGAGUCACGCAUAUCAGAACUGGAGGCGCAGUUGGCGCAGUCGAAGAUCGACCUUAAGAAGGUUCAGGAUGAAAAUAAUGAAAACAAGCGUAAGCUUGCCUCUGGGCUCGUUGACUCAACUUGCCUUGACGGUUUCAAGCGACAGAUCGACAAUUUGCAAAGAGACAAGUCCUCCCUGGAGUCUCAAAUCGCCAAGCUGAAGAACAGCUUGGAACAGCGCGACGGUGACCUGGACGGGCGGUACAAGCGGAAUGACGUCAUCGAACAACAGUUGAGGGAUGAGAGGAAUAAUUUAGAAAACGAAGUUCGCAGGUUGAAGGAGGAUCUCGCGUCAGAACGCGCAAAAAUUCGUGAGUUGGUUGGCGAAGGAUCCCGUCGUGCCAUUCAAGAGCGUUCAGCAGCAGAACAGCGGUACAAUGCUCAUUGUGACUCGCUUCAACAUGAAUUAGCUGCACAAUACGACAGUGUAGCUAAGCUCCAGCUGGACCUGGAGCGUCAGCGUCGCGAAGAGAACGAACUGAAGCGAGAGCUCUCAAUGAAGAACUCCGCCAUCGAAGAGUUAAAGAUGGAACUAAAGAGCAAGACAGCAACGCUUCAAGCUGACUUAACUCAAGCUCAUGCUGAGAAGGCUUCUCUAGAAGAGGAGCUGGCUUCCGCUCGCCUGGCGAUCGAACGUCACCAACGCCAGGCUAAGCACGAGGCCAAUCGACUCAACUCGGAGAUUCAGUCAUUGCGUCAGCGCCUGGACCGUGCAGAUGCGGAUCUAGUUCACUCGCGGCGUGAGAAUCUCCGUCUCACUGAACAGAUCGCCACUCUUGAGAAGGAGCUAAACAUGAAGAGUUUAACUCCAAAUUCUCCUGAGAAGAACAAAAAAGAAAAAGAGGUGUCCUCAAUGUUAGAAUCAAUUGAGAACAAACACGCAAAAACGGUUGCCGAGUUGGAGUCCAUGAUACAUUCACAAAACAGUCUGAUGGAGAAACUCACCGGAGAAUGUCGUUUGCUCACAGACAAGCUAGACGACGCAAACCGUAGGCACAAGACGGAACUGGCAACUCUGCAGCGUCAAGUAGACACCCUGGGGCGCUCCAUGCAGUCACCUAGCCCUCGCACAGCACCAGCCACGCACGUACCCUCAACCGACCGAAAUGCACCUCCCGCCGCCGGUGGCGGACCAGACCAUCCCCGAGCUGACCCCACCAGACACCCCGACCAGCCAGACACCAGACCAGAUCCUAGAGACCACAGACCUCUGAGCAAACAAUCUUCCAGAACCUCCAUCAAAAAUUACAACAAAGAACCAGAUCACACUACCCAACCAGAUAGAACAUUUGUUGAAGAAGCACCAACAAGAGUUGAAGAUAAUGGUAAAGAGGAAAUAGCUGAUGAGAAAGAAGUUGAAUAUGAAAAAGAACAUCAACCAGAAAAAUAUCCCGCAGAACAAGUAGAACAACCAUACGAACAAGGUUAUGAAAACACUGAUCAAAAUUACGCAGAGAAAACUCAACCGUAUUACGAACAAACUGAAGGCUACGAUCAAAACUAUCAGCAGAAUUACCAAGAAGGUCAAUUUGAGAAUUACGAACAGUACCCACAGCAAUAUACUGAUCCAAACGCUCAAUAUGAAGGACAAUAUGAAAAUUACGCCACAGAUGGGACUUAUCAACAAGAAUAUGAUGGGAGCCAAUAUGUGGAUCCUAAUGCGCAAUAUGCUGAUCCCAAUACUCAAUAUGCCGAUCCUAGUACACAAUAUGAUCCGGCUGCACAGUAUGUUGAACCUACCGCAGAAUAUGCAGCACCACAGACAGAAACAGCACCAAUGGAACAAGAAGCACCGACGGAUAGCAAAUUAAGCAAUUCUCCAGCGAAGGGCCAGAGUUAGUUUUAGUUUUUGUGCAAUAUUUGUUUUGUUUGUUGAUUUUUGUGUUAGUGAUAGUUUUAUAGCAUUUAUUCCUACUGAGCUAGAAACUUGGUACAUCUUCUCUUCAUAUUUUUCACAUAUGGAUAGGCCCUAAACAGAGAAAGCAGUUUCCUGCUUGACCUGCUUUCAAUAAUUUUAUUUUUUUCUGUAAUAAAAUUAUGAGUAAGGAUAUAAAAAUACAUAGGUACAUAAAGUAAACGGCGAUAAAAUAUGCUCGUCGGCCUUUAGAAAGAGACAAUUAACGUCACAUAAGCAAGAAAGAGACACCGCUCUACGAUGACGAAAAACCGAUGUGCAAUAAUUAUCGCCGGGUACUGUAAUGUGUUUCUAGUCUUAAAUCAGUUGAUGCUAAUUUCAUACAGGUAAACGCAAAAUAAGAAGGAUGUCUAGUUCAGUAGGAAUUCAGGUUUUAAAGUAUUGUAGAUGCUUUCAAUGUUAGUAUGUUAUAUUGUAUAGAGACAGUAUUUUGCUCAAUACAAAUAAAAUAUAUCCAUAAAG